Messenger RNA from Stegodyphus dumicola, 1983 nucleotides. Its product is annotated as zinc finger CCHC domain-containing protein 24-like. Gene Ontology annotation, molecular function: zinc ion binding; nucleic acid binding. Lineage: Eukaryota; Metazoa; Arthropoda; Arachnida; Araneae; Eresidae. The record is from RefSeq and is a predicted model, not a curated record.
UUUUCCAGACUAAGUAUGGAUUAUCUCCUGUGUACAAUGGACUCCCUAAUUCCGGUAGCUACGGGGGUUACACGAACGGAGGAUUCAACAGCCCCGUUGGAACGAUCAACGAACUCACCGACCUUUUCAACGACCUGAGCUUCGAUUGCAAGCCCACUAAACGACCGCCGCCAAGCUAUCUAUGUCACUUGUGCUUCAAAAAAGGUCAUUACAUUAAAGACUGCCCUCAGGACUGUGUGUUGUGUGCGCAGGCCAGACCUAAAGGGGAAGGUCUCACCCCUUACCAGGGCAAGAAACGCUGCUUUGGUGAAUACAAGUGCCCCAAGUGCAAGAGGAAAUGGAUGAGUGGAAAUAGUUGGGCUAAUAUGGGUCAGGAAUGUAUCAAGUGUCACAUCAACGUCUACCCCCACAAGCAGCGUCCUCUGGAGAAACCAGACGGUUUGGAUGUAUCCGACCAGAGCAAGGAGCACCCACAGCAUUUGUGUGAGAAAUGUAAAACAGUUGGCUACUACUGUCGGCGCGUGCAGUGAUUUUUAUGGAACCCCUCACAAACUAGAUACAAAAUCAAAAACCUCUAUGCAACGCAAUUUACACAAUGUUAAUACCUACUACUUAAGAUUCCAUUUUCAAACCUAUUUCACAUAGCAGUAUUUUGUCCAUAAAAGAGUAUAACAAUUUGUUCAAACUUCAAAUUGUUAAACAUCUCAAGGCACAACUUUUAGGAUAACCAGAACUGAAACUGCUCUUUAAAGUGUUAUGUAUAAUCUUGAAAGUGCUUCGGUUGAAGGAGAAGUGUUUAUAUUGAACUGCAGGUUGAAAUAACUGUUUUAUUUCUGGUCCUCUUAAGCUCAUAGCACUUAGUAUUCAUCAAUAGCAAAAUAACAGAGUAUAGAAAUAUAAUCAAUAACUUAAUAUAAGGUCUAUUCAGAUGCAAAUAUACUCAGCUAUCUAAACCUGGAUACUCAUCUUGCCGUUUAUAUUUCAUAAUAUCAAGAUAUUCAAGGAUUAUUUUGCCAUAGUUAUCAAUACAUUAAUUCCAUUGAACAAGAUUUUUUUUUUGUGUGUGUGUUUAAUUCGUUUACUUUUUAGGUUCGAUGAUUGUUCGACUCGAAGUGGAUAUGAAGUGUGCCUUCACUGGGGCAAACUUAAAGAAGACGAAAAGCGACCUCUAUCAAUAAUAGUACAUAUAGUAUCCCCAAAUGUUCUGAAUGGCCUUUAUUUUCGCAAUGUUUGGUCGUAAACAUGUACUAAUACUUCCACUUCCAGUUACAAAAGUGGUUUAAAUGACGAAAAUACUCACGUUUUGGCAAUUUUAGAUUGAAAAAAAUUAGUUUUGGACAAAUAAUGAAUGCCAACUUUUUAUGUGAUCAACCGAUCAGAAUAAUUAUAAUUAGAAAAAUUUUGUACUCAUUAUAAAUAUAUGUAAUUAAUGAGUACACCACAUGAUUUCCAUGUACUGGCUAUUAAAUUAUACAUAUUUUUCGCUGCAUUUCAUUUAAACUUAUUUCUUCGAGUUUCAUUAGAGACGUAUUUUUCAUCCAAUCAAUUCAGUUCUCACUUCGCUGCAGGGCAAAAAUAUGUAGAAACUCAAAACAUCUUCAUGAAAAAUCGUAAAAUACAUCAAAUACAGCUAAAAACUGUAAUAAAAAAAAUUAGAGUUAAAAAUUAGACUUUCUACGUCAAAACAAACAAUUCGGCUAGCGGGCAGGAAGGCAACAUUUUCCGUGCACAAAAUUGAAAGUUAACUUUGGUCUCACUGGGCAAAAAGACACUGAAGUUGGUGCACCAGCUGACUUAAUUCACUGUUCUAUUAAGAGCUUAAAAUGUAAACAAAUGUCGGCCUUGUUAAGCUUAGUGCAAUUUAAACUUUUAAAUUGUUGAUAAUUCUACAACUGCUGCAUGUUAAUUAACUAAAGGCAUAAAAACCUUAACCGGAACAUUAGCCCAACAUAAUUCAAUCAUUUUUAAAGCAAAAAAUGCACA